This is a messenger RNA of Schistocerca gregaria, 2274 nucleotides long. RefSeq names its product PC4 and SFRS1-interacting protein-like. The record is from RefSeq and is a predicted model, not a curated record. NCBI's taxonomy places the organism in Eukaryota, Metazoa, Arthropoda, Insecta, Orthoptera, Acrididae. Gene Ontology annotation, biological process: regulation of transcription by RNA polymerase II. The transcript has 3 exons. Bases 417 to 1829 code for a protein of 470 amino acids. Gene Ontology annotation, cellular component: nucleus. Gene Ontology annotation, molecular function: transcription coregulator activity; double-stranded DNA binding.
CCAUUUGGGUAUUUUCGCUAUCUCUUCGUUAACGUAUCUUAUGUCGAAACUUACACAAUAUAAUUUAUGCUUCCACACUUUACUGGAUCCUGAGAACUCUUCAAGUAGGAAGUCCGAUCACGCCUGUGGAAACUCUGGUCCUUAAAGGAUAUGGUGGGAGGAUUCAAAUGUAUGGGUGUCUGUGUGCCUAUGUAAUCUACAGUACAGGAUUUACCUUUCUGAGCUUAUCUUGGAGCACUAUAUAAUUUGUUUAGACACCUCGGCCUUCGUUGAACUGCAACGUGUUCAGUUAUGGUGAAAGCAGGCGAAUUGUCUUAAACAGAGCUGGUGGAAGUAUCGCGACUGGUGUGCGGCGAUACAGCCGCAAGUUUUGAUACUGACAUUUUGGAGAUUGACUGACACAUUCACACUCAAAAAUGAAAACCUUUCAUCCUGGAGACAAGGUUUUUGCAAAAGUUCGCGGAUAUCCACCGUGGCCUGCAAGAGUGGAAAAUGUAGUAGCGUCAACUCCCAAUAAUGUGAAAUAUAAUGUUUUCUUUUAUGGUACUGCAGAAACAGCGGUUUGUAAAGUUGAAGACCUGUUUUUGUAUUACGAAAACAAAGAAAAAUAUGGAAAACCAAUAAAGCGCAAAGGUUUUGCCCAGGCGUUAGCACAGAUUGAGGGAAGAGAACCUCCACCUCCAAAUAUGCCAGGUAGUAUUCCAACUACACAAAGUGCAGAUGGUGAAAGUGAAGGUGAAGGAGACUUGGUCAUUGAUGAAGCACCGAGAACUUCUGUUUCAAAGCCAUUAGUGCCUGAUACUGCAGAGGACAAGAAGCGUCCCGUGAAGCGUAAACGUGUGACUGAAAUUGGUCCUGAUGAACAGGAAACAAAACGAACAAAGCGUCAGAGUACUUCAGGUAACCGGAAGUCUAUGAACAAAGAACCUCAGCGCACUCCAGAGAAUGUCGGAAUACAGCCUUCUCCACAGAGAGCAGAGAUUGUAAGUAGAUCUGGCCGUAAAAUUAAGCCAAAAAAGUUUGCAGAUGAUGAUGACGCUGCUGCAGCUGCUGCAUUAGAAGAAGGUGCCAUUCAAACCACCAUACUUGCUGCUGACGAAGGAUCUUCUCAAGAACAAAAACCUUCUGUGAAAAUUGAGAAAAGUUCUGCAGACAUAGGUGGUGCAAAAGAGCUUAAGAAAACUCUGAAAAAGAACCAGUCUGUGAGGGCAAAUGCUCCAUCAGGUCAAGCUGUUUGCAUCCAUAUAAAUACAGAUGAAGAGAAAGCUCUUGAAGGUGCCCUUAAAUUGAAGGAUUUAAUAGAAGCAGGUGAUAUUAUUCCAAAAACUAUGCAAAUGUACCUUAAAGAAGAAUCAGAAAAUACACAUGGCCAACUGUUAAUUGAACGCCGGAAGAGUAAAAUUAAAUGGCUGAAAACAGAACUUCGCUUGGCACAGCUUGAUGGUGCAAUAAAAGGAUGUCUAGGUUUAUUGAGUGCAGAUCCUGACAAAUGUUUGCAACAUUUAGAUGAACUCGCUGGUCUGUCUAUUGAUCCCUUGAUGCUCCUCAAGCAACCGAGUUUAGUAGAAACCAUCAGGAGGCUUCGUCAUUAUGUAGGAAAUGUAGACAAGUGGAAUUUCUCAGAGCAACAAAAGGCACAGUUCUAUCCCAAGACAGCCACAAUAAGAAAUAAGGCAGCCUACAUUUACAGCCAGUUUAAAUCACUUUUUACUGUUCCUGAUAAUCAGUCAUUUUGGAGUUCUUUUACAGAACGCAAACUAAAAUUUCAGAAGGUUACUACAGCAUUCCCUAGAGAGUGUGUCCAUUCCUUCAUUCAGGAUUCAAAAUAAUCAGGAGAUCGAAAAUCAGCUCAGAGAGUAAGUCUUCUGUUUAUGUGUAAUGGACUACUGGGAAUUCAAAUCUGUUAAAUAUUUGAUUCUUCUUAUGUACUGAUGACCCUCGUAUUCAUACUACUUUUGAACAGUAUUAACUGUUACAGAAAAACACUUCUGAGGUGUGAAAAAUAAAUGUAAAAAGCUACUGAUUUGGUGGACAAUGUUUUAACAACCUUACUAUGUUAAAAGGACAAUUCAUAGUGGUUUGUCAUUUUGUAGCUCUUUAAAUUUGUAUGGGCUGUUUUUAUGUCCAGCUGUCCCAUCAGUUAAGAAUACAGUGUAAUGUUUUGCAUGCUCUAUUGUAAGCUUAGUGCAAAAAUUAUGGAUAGGUAAUUGUUUCGUAUAAUAAUAUGAAUUUUGUCCCAUCUUGAUAAUCAAUAAAGAUCUGUAUGUAUAUGUA